AUUUCAAGUCGAUCUCAACAGGCCUUUCGAAUUAGUUCGAACGCUCGGACAAAAAGAUGUCGGGCACAAAACAAGCGAAUCUUAAAAUGGAGCAACUACUUUCUCGUCGCCGCAGAUACAAGAUCAAAAGUGCCAAGAGGGGUAUCUGCAAAUUCUUGCCCGACUUGAGGUGCAAAUCUGUGGAUGGCAUCCGGCACCAGAUGAAGGAUCUGCUGCUCCUAUUGCUUCCGUCCUCGGAUUUCUAUAAGAAAUCGCGGCGGUUCUACAAGCGCUGCACAAAACCAGAUCGCCAGGAGUUCCAGCGCAUUAGCAUUGCCAUUGGCGUGGGUUUCCUCAUGAUGGGUUUGAUUGGAUUCGUCGUCAAGCUGAUGCACAUACCCAUAGUGAACAUCAUCAUGGACUGAGAUAUAAAGCUCGAGUGGAAAUAAAGAUACCAUUC
Drosophila teissieri is the source of this 439-nucleotide messenger RNA. RefSeq names its product protein transport protein Sec61 subunit gamma. Gene Ontology annotation, cellular component: Ssh1 translocon complex; membrane. The record is from RefSeq and is a predicted model, not a curated record. Gene Ontology annotation, molecular function: transmembrane protein transporter activity. The transcript has 2 exons. Gene Ontology annotation, biological process: protein targeting; post-translational protein targeting to membrane, translocation. Lineage: Eukaryota; Metazoa; Arthropoda; Insecta; Diptera; Drosophilidae. Bases 57 to 404 code for a protein of 115 amino acids.